ACCGGAGACCACGGGCACGCGGGCUUGACCCCGAGGUGCGCCGCGCCCCUGAGAGCGGCAGUUUUAUAUUAAAAGAGCACAAUCAUGUUUCGGAAUAGUCUCAAGAUGCUUCUUACUGGUGGGAAAUCGAGUCGGAAAAACAGGUCAAGUGAUGGAGGAAGCGAGGAACCACCGGAUCGAAGACAGUCGAGUGUAGAUUCUCGCCAAAGCCGCUCUGGGCAAGGUGGCAUCUCCACAGAAAGCGACUGUGCUUUUGAGCCAGACUACGCUGUUCCACCACUUGCAGUGAGUGAAGGUAUGCAGCACAUUCGGAUUAUGGAGGGCAUGUCUCGCUCUCUUCCAUCCUCCCCCUUACUCACACAUCAGUCUAUCAGUGUUCGGCUCCAACCUGUGAAGAAGUUAACUGCCCCCCUGAGGAAGGCAAAGUUUGUUGAGAGCCCACGAAUUCCAGAAUCCGAGCUUGGCUCCCCAACUCUCACUUCAGCUCAGAAACUGGACGUGGAUGCAUACUGCCCUGGUGAUGUUGAACAGGAACUUGGUCCACCUCCCUCUGUAGAUGAGGCAGCAAACACACUCAUGACUCGUCUGGGUUUCCUCCUUGGAGAGAAAGUUCCAGAAGUACAGCCAGGUGAUCAGUACAGCAUGGAAGUACAGGAUGAAAAUCAGACCUCAGCAAUCACCCAGCGGAUAAGUCCCUGCUCCACCCUGACUAGCAGCACUGCCUCUCCCCCUGCCAGCAGCCCCUGCUCUACGCUCCCACCAGUCAGUACAAAUGCAGCUGCCAAGGACUGUAGCUAUGGCGCUGUCACCAGUCCAACCUCCACCCUGGAAAGCAGGGACAGUGGCAUCAUUGCUACGUUGACAAAUUAUUCAGAAAACAUGGAGCGUACAAAAUAUGUUGGGGAAAGUGGUAAAGAAUUAGGAUCUGGAGGAAACCUAAAACCAUGGCAGUCGCAGAAAUCCAGCAUGGACUCCUGUCUGUAUCGUGUAGACGAGAAUAUGACUGCCUCCACAUACAGUCUGAAUAAGAUCCAAGAGAGGAAUUUGGAAACGGUUUUAUCCCAAUCAGUACAAUCUAUUCCUUUGUAUCUCAUGCCUCGACCAAAUUCAGUAGCAGCUACCAGUUCUGCCCAUUUGGAGGACCUUGCUUACCUGGAUGAGCAGAGACAUACUCCUUUGAGAACUUCUCUUCGAAUGCCAAGACAGAGCAUGGGUGGAGUUCGUACCCAGCAGGAUCUAAGAGUUCGCUUUGCACCUUAUAGACCUCCAGAUAUCUCCCUGAAGCCCCUACUCUUUGAAGUGCCCAGCAUCACCACAGAGUCAGUGUUCGUUGGCCGAGAUUGGGUAUUCCAUGAGAUUGAUGUUCAGCUUCAGAGUUCAAAUGCCAACGUGAACCAAGGAGUAGUGAUCGUGGGAAACAUUGGGUUCGGAAAAACUGCCAUCAUCUCCAGACUGGUGGCCCUCAGCUGCCAUGGUACACGGAUGAGACAGAUUGCCUCUGAUAGCCCACACGCCUCCCCUAAACAUGUAGAUGCCAACAGAGAACUACCGCUCACCCAGCCACCUUCAGCCCAUUCAUCUAUUACCAGUGGAAGCUGCCCAGGAACUCCAGAAAUGCGUAGACGGCAGGAGGAGGCCAUGCGAAGACUUGCCUCACAGGUGGUUGCCUAUCACUACUGCCAAGCAGAUAAUGCCUACACCUGCCUGGUACCAGAAUUCGUCCACAAUGUUGCUGCCCUGCUCUGCCGCUCACCUCAGCUGACAGCUUACCGGGAGCAGCUUCUUCGGGAACCUCACCUGCAAAGCAUGCUAAGCCUCCGGUCCUGUGUUCAAGACCCCAUGGCCUCCUUCCGGAGGGGAGUUCUAGAACCCCUAGAGAACCUCCACAAAGAGAGAAAAAUCCCAGAUGAAGAUUUCAUCAUUUUAAUUGAUGGAUUAAAUGAAGCAGAAUUUCACAAACCGGAUUAUGGGGAUACAAUUGUAUCAUUUCUGAGUAAAAUGAUUGGAAAUUUUCCUUCUUGGCUCAAACUAAUUGUAACAGUUAGGACCAGUUUACAGGAAAUUACCAAGUUGCUGCCUUUCCAUAGGAUUUUUUUGGAUCGACUAGAAGAGAAUGAAGCCAUAGACCAAGACCUUCAGGCUUACAUCCUGCACCGGAUUCACAGCAGCUCAGAGAUUCAGAAUAACAUCUCACUUAAUGGCAAGAUGGACAAUACUACAUUUGGCAAACUCAGUUCUCACCUCAAGACCCUCAGUCAAGGGUCUUAUCUAUACCUGAAACUAACAUUUGACCUCAUAGAGAAAGGCUACCUAGUGCUAAAGAGCUCUAGCUACAAAGUGGUUCCUGUUUCACUAUCUGAGGUUUAUUUACUCCAGUGCAAUAUGAAGUUCCCAACUCAGUCUUCCUUUGACCGUGUGAUGCCUCUUCUGAAUGUGGCAGUGGCGUCUCUCCACCCACUUACUGAUGAACAUAUCUUCCAGGCCAUCAAUGCUGGGAGCAUUGAAGGCACACUAGAAUGGGAAGACUUUCAGCAAAGAAUGGAGAAUCUCUCCAUGUUCCUAAUAAAGCGCAGAGACAUGACUCGAAUGUUUGUGCACCCCUCUUUUCGAGAAUGGCUUAUCUGGAGAGAAGAAGGAGAGAAAACCAAAUUUCUCUGUGAUCCCAGGAGUGGCCACACUUUACUUGCCUUCUGGUUUUCCCGCCAAGAGGGAAAACUAAAUCGACAGCAGACUAUUGAACUGGGACAUCACAUUCUCAAAGCACACAUCUUUAAGGGUUUGAGUAAGAAAGUUGGUGUAUCAUCCUCCAUCCUCCAAGGUCUCUGGAUCUCCUAUAGCACAGAAGGUCUUUCUAUGGCGUUGGCAUCUUUACGAAAUCUCUACACUCCAAAUAUAAAGGUCAGCAGACUGCUGAUUUUGGGAGGUGCCAAUAUUAAUUACCGGACAGAGGUUUUAAAUAAUGCUCCAAUCCUAUGUGUCCAGUCUCACCUUGGUUAUACAGAAAUGGUAGCCCUGCUUUUGGAAUUUGGGGCCAAUGUGGAUGCCUCUUCUGAGAGUGGCCUGACUCCUCUGGGUUAUGCUGCAGCAGCAGGGUUCCUGAGCAUCGUGGUCUUGCUGUGCAAGAAACGGGCCAAGGUAGAUCACUUGGAUAAGAAUGGGCAGUGUGCUUUGGUUCAUGCUGCUCUACGGGGUCAUCUAGAGGUUGUCAAGUUUCUCAUUCAGUGUGACUGGACAAUGGCAGGCCAGCAGCAAGGAGUGUUUAAGAAGAGCCAUGCCAUCCAGCAGGCCCUCAUUGCUGCAGCCAGCAUGGGUUACACUGAGAUUGUCUCCUACCUACUUGAUCUUCCAGAAAAAGAUGAAGAGGAAGUGGAGCGAGCUCAGAUCAACAGUUUUGACAGUCUCUGGGGAGAGACAGCCCUGACAGCCGCAGCAGGAAGGGGCAAACUGGAUGUGUGCCGUCUGCUUCUGGAACAAGGGGCAGCAGUGGCCCAGCCAAACCGCAGAGGAGCGGUGCCCCUUUUCAGCACUGUUCGCCAGGGCCACUGGCAGAUUGUUGACCUUUUACUUACCCACGGAGCUGAUGUCAACAUGGCAGACAAGCAGGGUCGCACUCCCCUGAUGAUGGCUGCUUCUGAAGGCCAUCUAGGAACCGUGGACUUUCUACUUGCACAAGGUGCCUCUAUUGCCCUAAUGGACAAAGAAGGAUUGACAGCCCUCAGCUGGGCUUGUUUGAAGGGCCAUCUCUCCGUAGUACGUUCUCUGGUUGAUAAUGGAGCUGCUACAGACCAUGCUGACAAGAAUGGCCGCACCCCACUGGAUCUGGCAGCUUUCUAUGGCGAUGCUGAGGUGGUCCAGUUCCUGGUGGAUCAUGGGGCCAUGAUUGAGCAUGUUGACUACAGCGGGAUGCGUCCUUUGGAUAGGGCAGUGGGUUGCAGGAACACUUCUGUUGUAGUCACUCUGCUGAAGAAAGGAGCCAAAAUAGGUUGUCAGACGUUACCGAGUCGCCCACGAGGUCCAGCCACCUGGGCGAUGGCCACCUCCAAACCAGACAUCAUGAUCAUCCUGUUGAGCAAGCUGAUGGAAGAGGGGGACAUGUUUUAUAAGAAAGGUAAAGUAAAGGAAGCUGCCCAGCGCUACCAGUAUGCUCUGAAGAAAUUCCCUAGAGAAGGGUUUGGUGAGGACUUGAAAACCUUCCGGGAGCUAAAAGUAUCUCUGCUCCUCAACCUCUCUCGAUGCCGCAGGAAAAUGAACGACUUUGGAAUGGCGGAGGAAUUUGCUACUAAGGCCCUGGAGCUGAAACCGAAAUCUUAUGAAGCAUACUAUGCGAGAGCAAGGGCAAAGCGCAGCAGCAGACAGUUUGCAGCAGCCUUAGAAGACCUGAAAGAGGCCAUCAAGCUAUGUCCAAACAACCGUGAGAUCCAGAGGCUUCUAAUGCGAGUGGAGGAGGAAUGUAGACAGAUGCAGCAGCAGCAGCAGCAGCCACCACCGCCGCCCCAGCAACCUCAGCAGGAGUUACCAGAGGAAGAGACAGAGCCCGAGCCCCCGCAUGAAGAUAUAUACUCUGUUCAAGACAUAUUUGAGGAGGAGUACUUGGAACAGGAUGUUGAAAACGUUUCUAUUGGCCUCCAGACAGAGGCUAGACCCAGUCAGGGGCUCCCAGUAAUUCAGAGCCCACCUUCCUCUCCAGCUCAUCGGGACUCAGCCUAUAUCUCUAGCUCACCUCUUGGCUCUCAUCAGGUUUUUGACUUCCGGUCCAAUAGUUCUGUAGGUUCUCCCACUAGACAAGGUUAUCAGUCCACCUCACCUGCUCUUUCUCCAACUCACCAGAAUUCUCAUUACAGGCCUAGCCCACCACAUACAUCCCCAGCUCAUCAGGGUGCAUCUUACCGGUUCAGCCCACCUCCUGUGGGAGGGCAGGGCAAGGAAUACCCGAGCCCUCCCCCUUCCCCUCUCCGUAGAGGCCCUCAGUACCGGGCCAGCCCUCCAGCUGAGAGCAUGAGUGUCUAUAGAUCCCAGUCUGGCUCCCCUGUACGCUAUCAGCAAGAAACAAAUGUGAGUCAGCUACCUGGUAGACCAAAAUCCCCACUAUCCAAGAUGGCCCAGCGGCCCUACCAGAUGCCUCAGCUUCCAGUAGCAGUUCCCCAGCAAGGGCUCAGGCUACAGCCUGCCAAGGCCCAGAUUGUAAGAAGUAACCAGCCUAGCUCAGCAGUCCACUCAAGCACUGUCAUCCCGACAGGAGCCUAUGGCCAAGUAGCCCAUUCGAUGGCUAGUAAAUACCAGUCUCCACAAGGAGAUAUGGGAGUGAGUCAGAGCCGAUUGGUUUAUCAGGGAUCCAUAGGGGGGAUUGUAGGAGAUGGGAGACCCGUACAGCAUGUCCAAGCCAGCCUGAGCGCCGGUGCCAUCUGUCAGCAUGGAGGAUUGACCAAAGAAGAUCUGCCACAGAGACCCUCCUCUGCCUAUCGAGGUGGCAUGAGGUACAGCCAGACACCACAGAUUGGGCGUAGCCAGUCAGCAUCCUAUUAUCCAGUCUGUCACUCAAAACUAGAUCUGGAACGUUCCUCCAGCCAGCUGGGUUCCCCUGAUGUGUCACAUUUAAUCAGAAGACCUAUCAGUAUCAACCCUAAUGAAAUUAAGCCCCACCCACCAACUCCCAGGCCACUGCUGCACUCGCAGAGCGUGGGCCUUCGCUUUUCUCCAUCUAGCAAUAGCAUCGCGUCCACCUCCAACCUGACUCCCACCUUCCGGCCUUCUUCUUCAAUUCAGCAAAUGGAGAUCCCACUGAAGCCAACAUAUGAUAGGUCAUGUGAUGAACUGUCACCAGUGUCUCCCACUCAGGGAGGCUACCCUAGUGAGCCCACCCGAUCCAGGACCACACCAUUCAUGGGGAUCAUAGAUAAAACUGCCCGGACUCAACAGUACCCCCACCUUCACCAGCAGAAUCGGACCUGGGCAGUGUCGUCCGUGGAUACCGUUCUCAGUCCCACAUCUCCAGGCAGCCUGCCUCAGCCUGAGUCCUUCAGUCCACCAUCAUCCAUCAGCAACAUUGCCUUUUAUAACAAAACCAACAAUGCACAGAAUGGCCAUUUGCUGGAGGACGAUUAUUACAGCCCCCAUGGGAUGCUGGCUAAUGGGUCACGUGGAGACCUCUUGGAAAGAGUCAGCCAGGCCGCCUCCUAUCCUGACGUGAAGGUUGCACGGACCCUACCCGUGGCUCAGGCAUACCAGGACAACCUGUACAGGCAAUUGUCUCGGGACUCUCGACAAGGACAGACAUCGCCUAUCAAACCAAAGAGACCAUUUGUGGAGUCUAAUGUUUAAGAGACAUUUGUUGGAGUGAGACCCAUAUGUUUUCACUGCACAUUUCCAGGCUUGGUUUUCACAUCUGAGGUAGUUCUCUGGCUUAAUUUCUCAUGUAGUUUCUGUGUGGUGUUCAGAGGUGACAGCCCACAUGUUGAAAUCCUUUGCAUGCAGCUGACUAGGAAGCUGGCCUCUGGUGAGCCAGGACUUUCUCGGGUCUGUGCCCCAGCCACAUGCUCUCUCCCUCUCUUCCGAUGCCAACAAGGAGAUUUUGUGCCGUGAGCUUUAACCAGGGAGAUCAGACACACUGGUCGGCUUUUUCCAGGAGACAAUCGCUUUCACUGAUGUUCUUGUUGUAUGAAUGUCUCUUUCCUUUUUAAAAAGUAAGAUGUUCUUGUUUGGUUUUUUUCUAGAAACUCUAGGAAGUGUGUGAUGCCUCUUUGUCCUUGGAUUCUUACUCAGUGUUCCACAUGGCCAGCCCCAGUGCGUUCCUGGGCCAUGGUCUCCUCCCCAGACUCCAGCUCCCUGCAGGCAUCAGGUCUAGAAUCUUCAUUUACUGUAUUGCUGGUCUUCCCCUGGGAUAAAGGGAUCUAGGGGAGAGUGAGAAGGAAAGAAAGCUGCUAAAUCAGAAGAAAAGCCCACUAUAAUUAUUUGGAAUGCUACCAUAUGGAUUUUCCAAGAGGCAUUUUGAGAACAUUUAGUAAACAUUCACCCUUUAAAUAAAUUGAUCAGCCAUGGAAAUUCCAGGAUGACUGUGGGUAUUUUUAAAACACUCACCAAGAGUGGGCUUUAACCACUAAAGGCUACUGAUUUUCCAAGGCUAGAGGAGGAAAUAGAUAUAGAGAAAAGAUAAAAAGGGGGAUAAAGAUUGUUCUUCCUUCCCACUGGAAGAAAUCUGUCUUGGAGACGUCUGCUUCUUAGAUCCUGAAACAGCACCGAGCAGACUGUUGAGGUCUGGCUGGUACAGUAACCCUCUUAGCUCCUCUUCCCCUGGAGCCAGGGGAACCUCGCUGCCUCACACCCAGAUGGUGUUAAGAAGGAACAGGUUCUUACAGAACCCACUUAGAUUCUCUUGGGACUGUCAGGCCCAUCCCAGGGUUUCUACCCAGGCCACUGCAUUUCAUGCCAGCUGUUAACUGAUGCCAUUUUAAGACCUCUGGUUUCAUUAUUCACUGUUUAAAGAGUUGUGUCUUUUGUCUAGGAGUGUUUAGGGGUAAUCUUUGAAAAUCAGAAAUAGCCAACAGUGUUGCAGACUCCUUUGACCCCUGGGUAGGGGCAUGAGAUUGACCACAGGCCUUCUCUUCCAUCAGCGUCUGCACAUCUAGGUCUUGUGGGUGUCUGCUGACCUGAGACAGCUGAGACAACUACGAGACAGGCAGCAGGAGCACAGGAGCUGAACUGCAGCACAGUCCUGUCUCUGGCUCAUGUCAGUUCUUAAAACCAAGCAACUCAGACCAGGAAACUAACCAGAGGUGUUGGUCCCACGUUCUUAGGGAACAUUUUACUUUUGUUAGUAAAGGGAUACAGGAAGGACAGUAUCUUGAACAAAAUCCAGCUGUGACCUGUUUGGAAUACAGGUUCUCUGAAAGGACCUAUGAGACAUGCAGAGCUUGACACUGAGAUCAAACGCCCUUUUCUCUGAUUUAGAUUAUGCCAGUAGAUGAAUCCCAAGCUGAAAAUGGAUCAGGACUCAUCUCUAUAAGCAGAACAGUUUUCAGUAUGAUAUGGAAGAACUGCCCCCAUUCUCCUAGACUAGGAGAGGCAUCAGUGAUCUCUUCCUACCUGUCCAUCCACCUGUCUAUAUCCCUUCCUACCUGUCCAUCCACCUGUCUAUAUCCCAUCUCUCCCAUCUGGAAGAGGAAGUUUAUAGCUGUGAGGUUAGCCUGUAGCUGGGAACAGCAACUUCUUGGCUCCUGGUGUGGCCUGGACACAGCCCUGUUGGUCUCUAUGUCGUUUGCUAUCUGAAGCACUUCUAAGAGAGUUCCUACAGCCCAUUAGAAAGUGCUCCUGCCUAUUUGGUAAGCCACACUUCCCUAGCCUUACCUGCCUAGGUGGGUUAGAAUGCCAUGCAGGCCUACAGAUACACUACAGCUGCCACUUUUCCCUCAUUUUUCUAGGAAAAGCAAGAGAAUAAAUGUCUCUACCCCCACCUGAGAGAGUGGCUGUCACUGCUGUGUGCCAGUGGGUUUCGACUAGAAAACACCAACAGGAACUUCUUGAGGCAGAAACUAAAACGAGGGUCUUCUAUAGAUGCAGACGCCUGCGCCCUGCUUUGCUACGUCACUGCCAUGGGUUGAUCUUAGUACUGUAUUCUGAAUGUGUCCCUCCCUUCCCAGCAACGAGCAUUUGCCAGGCACGGCUAGCUUCAGGAUGGAAGAAAUUUUUCGGAUGAAACUGGCAAAUUCUGCUCACUCAAUUCACAUCUCCCUUAAGUAGACAGGUGACAAACUUCAGCUUGUAGGUUUUCACCAAAAUGUCCCUUUGCCCACAAGCCUUGCACUAAUAGGUUCCCAUCACAUCAUGUCUAGAAAUGGGUGCACUUUACUGUGAGAAUUUGUAACUCUGGUAAAUACUGGAUAUUUAAGUGUGAGUAAUGUCUUCAUUAGAAAUUAGCAGAGUCACUCUUGUCUCAAGUGUGUUUUUCAAGAAAAAAAAAAACAAGGAAAGAAAUCAAGCAGUGGAUCACAGCAUUCAUAGCACAAGAACUGACUGUUGUAUAUAAGCCUCAACAAGAUUGAGAAUCUUUAAACACAAGAGAAUAUUUGCAGUGAUUUUAAAGUGCUUUCCAGCAAUUUUCUUAGGGACUCCUGAGACAUGGUUCAUUUAUUUACUGGAUCAGUAAGGCACACAAGUAACAGUUAAAAUUAAUGUUUAUUUACAAAGUAAAGGGAAAAUCUGUGUAACACGAGAAUUUGGCAUGGACAAAUGGAGAUCAUUUUGUAUCUGCUGUUGUGUCUGUCCAGAUCGCAGACGUGCACUAUUAAAAGCCCAAGUUAAUAGAGCACAGCCCCUCUUUCCUCUCCCAGGCGCCCCUUCUAGGUGUUUAACUGAAACUUGAUGGCUCAGGAAAAUUCCACUAAUUAGAAUCAUGUACAGUAUCCCAGGUUGUUGUCCAGAUAUCCAAGUUUGCUGAUUUUAGUUAAGCCUGGACUAUUAAACAUUUUUCCUAAAUUAUUAUAAACAGAACAGCUUAGAGAAAGGUGUUCUCAGCCCUUAUAUUGUAUAGUAGUUUAUGAUCUCCUCUAAAUAUUGGUAUUUUUAUAUUCCAGAGAUAUACCCAAUAGAAAAAUUUAAAACCAGUAUCUAAUUUAAUAUCCAUAAGUAUUUUUCCUUAGAGUUUAGUCAUGCAGUGGGAUAUGUGGAUGUCACGUGUGCUUCACCAUACUCUACCACUAGGUGUCACUGUGGCUCUGCAUCAUACUUACCUGGUUACAAAGAAUGGCUUUGUGGAGCUGCUGCCAGUGCCAAGGCAGACCCAUAGCCUGGAGGUUCAGGAAGAUGGGAACAGAGGCCUGGAGGGUCUUCAUGCAUCCAUGCCACCUUAGCAAGACAGACUCUGAACAGCACCUGUUUGGGAGGUUAGGUGGAUGGGCCUUUUCUCCCCUGAGCACCCCUUCUCUCAGUUCCACUCAGCCUCCAGCUUUUCUAACUCCACAAGUAUCAUGGUUGGGUGGUUUGAUUAAAGAUAGUUAUUUUUCUACUGCAGAAAUGCCUUGGACAAAAACAGUUGCUCACUGAAUCUUUGCCACUCAAUGGAACAGGCUCCCCAGGUGGCAGGAUAUGCUGCCUCUGUGCCCAUCCCUGUUGAGCCUCCCAGGGCUCAGCAGCCCCACCCACCCUGCCUGUCUACCCUCUGGCUGCCCAGUUCUCAAGAAGCGGUCUGCUGCCGCCUUUACUCUGGGGGCCACACUGCCCUGCCGCCGCCGCGUGCUUGUUGAGAGGUGUGACUUCUCCUUUUCCUCUGGGAAUUCCAGACUGACCAUCUACCAUGACUAACAAUGAACAAAGGGCUUAGGGGUAAGAGCUACCUACAAAGACGUGUCAUGGAAACCUUCACCAUGCAAUGCCUUGAACUCAGCUCUGGCUGCUCCCGAGACAAGGUGGCUGGCUAGGGGCCUGGACACAAGCACAACGGGGCUGGUGGAGCCACUGUGCAGAGCUACUUGAAUAUUCACUGGGUCUUCAUCAACUCCUUUUGUAAUACAGACCACUCAAGGGCUGAAGUGUUGGUAACCUUCAUUUCGGUGUCCAAUGCCUCACAGCAGCUGAGCCACCCUGAGAUGCUUGUGGUCACAUGAUGGCCACAGUCAGAGCUUUGAAAGUUGGUACCAAAUGAACGUAUAAUUGGACACCAAAAAUCAAGUGUUACUCUCAUGUUUCCUCACCCUGCCAUCUCGUUUCUCCUCCUGACUGUGAUCCCUACACUAAGCUGACCAGUCAGGCUACAGCUGGCUGCACGCAGAUGCCAGCCAGCACCAUCUCCGGGUUUCAGAUAGACCUACUCCGUGGGAAGGACUUGGCUAGCUGCUCUGUUCUGUAGCACUUGAUGGCUGGGUUUUCCCUUUGCUAAUCACUAACCAGGAAAUCUGGCUAGGACUCAAAUCACUCCCUUCAAUCCCCAGGACCAGAGAGAGAGUUAAUUCUGGAAAAUUCAGUACUUGAAUGUACCUGCCUUACUGUGUACCCAUUCACUGGGGGGGAGGGGGGGACUAGUGAUGCGGCUCUAGAUAGCCACUCAUUCACAUGUUAUUUUGGAAAUCCUGUAAGUUAUACUGUCCUGAUUUCUUUUGGUUUUUAAUUUUUUUUUUAACAUUUGGCUGAUUCCUGCUGAGUUGGGCCAGUUCCUGUGGGGCUCAGGGCAGGUGCCGUUCUCAGGCAUGGCCUCCCUUCCAUCUAGCACAGCGUCUGUCUCUCUGUUCUGUCUCCUCCAAAUCCAAGAUGAUUUUAAUUAGUACAGACAUGUACAGUCUACAAUUAAAGAGUGAUUUGUACUAAUAUGAUUUUGAUUAUUCCUCUUUGCUGUCCUUUCAAGACACUUGCUGGAAAAAGCUUUAAUGCACUUAGUUUUCCUCUAGGUUUUCUAUAACUCAGAUGUAAAGGACUUCCUCUGUACAGUAUAUUAUCCAAUGCAUGUUUGUUCUCUAGCCUAAUAUAUCGAACACCACACAGUCGUGAACUCGUGCAGUGGGGACACCCCACACCCAGCGGAGGCCUCCAGCCCCGUGUAUAAGGAAGACAUUUCCUUUGCUGUACUUGCUUGAACAGUUUUAUUGUCUGUACAUGUGAGCUGUGUGAGAUAGAUGUGAAAAGUUUAAAUGAAUGCAUUUUCCUGCCCAAUGUAUACAGAGCGUCAACUGUACAAUGAGCUGUAUGUAUGGAAGCAAAUGUACUUAUUUAUAAAUGGUCAACACUUGGAGAAA
This is a messenger RNA of Myodes glareolus (Bank vole), 11717 nucleotides long. The record is from RefSeq and is a predicted model, not a curated record. Lineage: Eukaryota; Metazoa; Chordata; Mammalia; Rodentia; Cricetidae.